GCCGCUGCCAUGUCGCUGCGAACGAUGCUGCUCUCCAUCCAAGCCCUCCUUGCUAGCCCGGAGCCGGAUGACCCCCAGGACGCAGUGGUGGCCAGUCAGUACAAAAGCAGCCGCGCCAUUUUCAACUUGACUGCCCGUCAUUGGGCCUCCGUGUAUGCAAACGGCCCAUCCAAGCAAAAGGAUUGUGAAGAGAAGGUGGAGAAGUUGAUUCAGUUAGGCUUCUCUGAGGUGAGUUUCUGA
This is a messenger RNA of Dibothriocephalus latus, 240 nucleotides long. Lineage: Eukaryota; Metazoa; Platyhelminthes; Cestoda; Diphyllobothriidea; Diphyllobothriidae. The record is from the annotation of a GenBank genome assembly.